AUGAAGGAGUUACAUUUCGAGACCAUAAACGAACAUGCACUUGACUUCUAUUUGGGGCAGGGGUUCAAAAAGCUAUUUGAACGUAUGUCCAAAGAUAUCAAAAGUGGAACCUUCACACUUGAUGGUGGUGAUGAAGAAGAUAAACUGAAUCUUGAUCAAGCUUUCUACUUCUUGAUUAAAUUUUGCAUACCCGAGCUACUCGUUGCCGAUAGAGAAGAAGAUGUGAAAGUGUCGAACAUAGACGGGUUUCACAACAACUCGUCUAUAUCAACAAUCGAUCACGUAUUUAGUAGUCAGCAUGUUGGUGAAUUCAGCUUUCCGCGAUUGUCAACUAUUGAUUUGGUAGACUGGACGAGUUUGGGAGAGGACUUUCACACACUUCUGAGUACUACCAAGUAUACUAAUAACAGAAUUUUUGAAAUACUUUUACAAAGUAUAGGCGAGAUUUCAAACCAACAAAUUCGUGUUGAAGGAUUAACUAAGGAAUUGCUCCUGUACGCUUUACAGUAUGCCAAGCAAUGUAAAACUCGCGUACAAGGCAAGGAAUCUUUUUUUGAUGCCAGUCUCCGGACUCUUGAAAAGGCUGGCGGUGGUCACGUUCCAUACCAAGAAUUUCUUGAAGUUUUCAAAUCGAAACUAGUGUCAACUUUAAAUAUCCUAGCUCCCGGUUUCAAUGACGCAAAGCAGUCAACUGAAAACUUGCUCAAUGAGCUACGAGAAAGAGGUAACAAUUUAAUGUCAUUUCAAUGCUUUGCUCAAGCAAUUAAAGUCUAUACUGAAGCCUUGCUACUUGCUCCACCUUUUUCAUACGUUGAUGAGCCACAGAUCUACACCAACCGAGCCAUCGCGUUUAUUGGUCUCAAUUGUGUUCCUGAAGCUAUAGAUGAUUUGAAUACUGCGAUUUAUUUAGACCGCGCUUUUACUCCGGCCUGGACUCAAUUGGGAUACUGUCAUUUAUAUAUGGGUAACGGAUUGCUUGCAUUGGAAUGUUACAAUCUCGCCUUGAAGUCAUCUGUCGGGGAGGUAUUGCCACACAACUUCCCCGAAAAUGGUUCACUUGUUGAAGAAUACAAAAGUUUGAGAACGAAAACAGUAUUGCCUCAAUUUAUCAAGAGGUUGAGCUCGGCCAUUGCCUUGACCGAGAAAAGAGCGUACCAACAAAAUGUUCCUGAAGCGAAGAUCAAGCCCAUAAUCAGUGACGUGAGGAGGUUGCUUGCUCGGUUGAGAGCAGUUGGUCCUGAAGUCGAUCGCGAUUGUUUCACAUACAUACCUGUCUAUCGUGAUUCCUCUUUAAGAGAUCUAUCUCAAAGGAUGAAUGAAAGUCGUCCAAAUAUUUUGACACCCGAGGUAACACAAAAUAUGCUUGCGAGGGACGGGAUGGAAACAGCCACGAUAACUCAAGUUGAGAGACCACCUCACGUGACUUUGGAGCGUAAUCCAGCAGCGGGUGGAGAAAACAAUGGAGCAAGAAGUCCAGAGCCCUUAGUCUUGCGUCCCAUGGAUGACGAUUUGCAGACUCGUAAUCAUCUUUCGGAUAUUCUUGGAUAUAUGGGUGAAGGUGGUUCCAGAAGACAAGGUCGAGAUGCGCAACAACCCCUGCAAGCUGGUGGAGUUUUGGGUGGAAACGGUACAGCCCGAGGUGCUGCUCAGGGCCCUAUUUCAGAUCCUGCUUCAGAUCCUGCUUCAGAUCCCGCUCCUCUGAAUAACGCUGCAACUAACAGAUCUAGUGAGAAUAGAAAUCCUUCGCCACCCAGGCCCCACGAAAGGCUUAACUUGUCAAGCAUGUUACCCGAGGCUCUCCGUAAUGUAAUGGGUCCUGGUUUGUUGAACACGUUUGAGAGGUUUACACAAGGUGAAGGAAAUGGAACUAUAUUCGUCAAUGGUGUUGAAGUCUCAAACAGGAAUGAUGGUAGGUAUGGAAAUGGUAGCAAUGCAACUAGCUCUGGAUCAAGACAACAACAAGCUGAUGGUCAAAGUCGAAACGAACUGCCAGCGGAUACUAGAGGCUCAAAUCGUGUAGACGAUAGAACGGGGAACCAAAAUACAUCUAGAGAUGUUCCCCUCGAGUAUGACUUCAACGAUGAUCAGGAGUUGGACUAG
Messenger RNA from Lodderomyces parapsilosis, 2100 nucleotides. Its product is annotated as tetratricopeptide repeat protein. The record is from RefSeq and is a predicted model, not a curated record. Gene Ontology annotation, biological process: post-translational protein targeting to endoplasmic reticulum membrane. The transcript has a single exon. Bases 1 to 2100 code for a protein of 699 amino acids. Gene Ontology annotation, cellular component: membrane; TRC complex. Lineage: Eukaryota; Fungi; Ascomycota; Pichiomycetes; Serinales; Debaryomycetaceae. Gene Ontology annotation, molecular function: molecular adaptor activity; protein binding.